Nylanderia fulva is the source of this 1200-nucleotide messenger RNA. RefSeq names its product N-acetylneuraminate lyase-like. Gene Ontology annotation, molecular function: lyase activity. NCBI's taxonomy places the organism in Eukaryota, Metazoa, Arthropoda, Insecta, Hymenoptera, Formicidae. The record is from RefSeq and is a predicted model, not a curated record.
UCAUCUUAGCAAUAAUUAUAUAAAAAUGUUCAAUUGGAAUUUAAUCAAUCAUUUCUUUCUCGAACAUUUGGAGUCCUAACUUUAACUUACCUGCUUGUCUUUAAUGCAUUUUGCAAAAUAAAAUGAUAAUCUAUCUUAUCAACUCUUGGCAAUAGAAGGGGGAAUGUAUAUUCAGUUAUCAGUCGCUUCUUUUGACACUGCUGCUUCUAUUAGAUUUACUUUAUCGUUACGUUCAUCAACAAUGUCCCGAUUAUCAUACAUCUACAGAGGUCUUAUUGCCCCAGUGUUAACACCUUUUAAUAGUAAUGGAUCUCUUAACUUGGAAAUUAUACCACAAUAUGCAACAUAUUUGGCAAAAAAAGGAAUUAAUGGUGUGCUUGUCAAUGGUACAAGUGGGGAGGGGAUGACAAUGUCUGUCAAUGAACGAAAACUCGUUACUGAAGCUUGGGUAAGAGCGACGAAAAGUACAAAACAACACUUAAUGAUUCAAGUAGGAGGCGCUCCUCUUCCCGAUGUUAUCAAGCUUGCAAAGCAUGCAGAGAAUCUGGGUGCAGAUGCUAUACUCUGUUUACCAGAAUUAUACUUCAAACCUACUACUCCUCAGCAAUUAACUGAAUACUUGGAAAGGAUUAGCAAAGCAGCACCAAGUACACCAUUAUUAUAUUAUCAUAUUCCUAUGUUAACCAAUGUUAAUAUACACAUGGGACAAUUUCUUGAAUUAAUUUCUGAUAAAAUACCAUCAUUCGUGGGUAUAAAAUUUACCAGUACUAAUUUAGAAGAAGGUGCACAAGCAUUACGUGCCAACAAUAAGAAAUAUGUUGUUUUUCUUGGUAAUGAUCAGACGAUAAACGCUGCAUGUGCACUAGGAAUGGACUCUUUCAUAAUGACCAUCGUAAAUAUGUUUCCGGAACUUGCACUGGAUCUUCUUGCUGCUGGAAGAAAUGGAAAUAUGUUAAAAGCUAAGAAUAUACAAGAAAAACUUUCAAACGCUGUACUUGUUAUAACCAAACAUGGUAAUAGAGUGCAGGCUAUGAAAACAGCAAUGUCUCUUCUUACUGAGAUCAAUGUAGGAGUACCUCGUGCACCACUUAAAUCUAUUUCUCACGAAGCUCUAACAACUAUGAUUACAGAUUUAAUAAAUCUAGGAUUUGAUGCUAAACUUAAGCAUAAUUGAAAAUAUUUUGUCUUUUUAUUUUGAUU